UACGUGCGUGAAAAAAACGCGACUGUGGAAAUCCGGCCUUUCACGGAUGAAUCACGAAUACACGCUUUCCAAGUCUCGCUUGAGGCUGAGUCUGUCAAAAAUUGGUUCAGACUUCAGAGUCUAUUCUAAAGAAUCCUUAAAUAGUAAAAGCGAGACUUGUGGCGAGUCUAGGGACUAGGGAAUCAAUUGAGCAAAACUGUUUGUUUUUAUUUGAAAAAAUGAUAGUAAUUUAAAAGAAUCAUAAUGAGGCAACUCGUCCAUUUAUUGCUAACGAAGCUAAAAUAGGCUCUAGGCUGAUGUAAAAUUCUGUAAUAAUGAUACAAUAUCUUCUUCCUGUAUAUCUAAAGCCGUGACAUAUUCAAAUACGAGAUGGGGUGAUUCUUGAGUCGUCCGGAAUUCCGGUUUCGGGCGAAUGUUUUCAUUUCGCGUGGGUUUGCAGUUUGCACUACAAAUUUUAGGGAAGUUGGAUUUGGCUGGUGCCUAAGUAGCGAGGUGGCUUGUGUACUACAAUACAACACAAGUAACCAUUCUCUACCAUUCAGAUAUUUGAAAUUUAAUACAUGAAUAAAUUAAUUUGCUACUUUGGGUUUCCCCGACAUGCAUGUAAUCGUGCUGUUCAAUUGGCUUGAGUAUUUGUGGACAGGAUUCUCCCUAUAUACGCUAAAACCUUUACUUUCGUAUUACAAUAAUGCUUACGUUUGUUUGUUUUUAAGGAAUUUCUAAUUUAUUGAAUGUUGUUUAGCCGCCUUUUAAAAAAUCUUUUGAAUUCUUUUUUUUUUUGGUUUUCCCCUUAAUACAUCACGCGCAAGUCAUAUGAGCCCGUGAUUAAUUACUUCCUUUCGAAGUACCAGGAAUAUAUAAGCCUUGGAAUUACAGGACGUCCUCAUUACAAUAUAUACUGCUAUUGAGAAAGCAUGUCUAGAAAGCUAAAACAGACGGCUGCGUCCACCUCGUACGGCUCGAUGGACGAACCGAAUGGCCAUCAUGUUACAGUUAAUAUCUCCAGCGACGAACCCGAAUGUCAAAAUGUCAUCGUCCGCAUGGCGGUACCGAAUCGACCAAUGUGGCAUUUUAUCGACGAAGGUGAAAAAGUUGAGUUGUAUGUCACAUUUCCUAAAGGUGUUGUUGGAAUCAUGUAUGAAGGUGGGGACGUAAGGAACCCUGUUUACGAGCUGGAUCUGGCUGGAAACAAAGUUGCACUGGAGCCUCUCCUGUGCAUCAAAGACACUCAUUGUACAAUGUUUAAAGCAACAAGUAUUGUGACAGCAGCGAAAGGCCGGGUGACGCCCGGUAAACCUGUGCCAUUCAGUUUGCAAUAUUAUAAAGACGGGAAGCUUUGUGAGGCCACUGAAGUGACUCCACCGAAUAUGUCUGUCUACUACGAACCGGUUUGGAAAAAACUGAUUGAAAGGGACGACAGCUUAGUUGAGCGAAUCAGAGAAUUGGAUGACAGGCCACGAAUUAAUGAGGAAGGUGAUUACGGCUCAGAUGGCCCAGACUCUGGUGACUCGCACGAAGCAGAAGCAAUUUUGGAAAGAAGUUUUAAUCGUUCCACCACCCCCGAGCAACUUGCGGAGGAUGACUUUUUCCUCUACUACACGAGAAGAACCUGCCGACCGUUCCUGGAGUCCAACAACCCUGUCAUAAAGUUUAUCAGAGAACUCAUGGUGUCGCCGCUGACUAAUUUUACCGGGCUCAGUCUCUACUUUCAGCUCUACCUGGUCGAGAUAUUUCACGUAAAAUUUUACACGAAACUUGGUCAUUACUUAUGCAUGCCAAUCAUCGUUCUCUUUAUGGCCACGUGGUUCGCACAGUUUCGUAUCGUCGGCGACUACAGAAUUGAAGAUGUUAGCAUUUUCAUUUUGAACGGCACUUUUGUAUUUGUCCUUUCUCUCCUGGCGUGGUACGUGAUCUGGGGCUGUCUUUAUAGAAUGCUUUUCUUUGGGGCAUUCAUGUUGUGGCCUUUACUCGUCAUGUAUAUAAUGGCCAACAUGUUAUUCCAAACAAUUGUUAUCACUUCAUACUGGGCACACGAUAACGAGCUGACCUUGGACGAUGUCAGGGAGAAAUGGGGCGAGAAGUCGCAUAAAUGGCAUGAUGUCAUAACCUUGGCACAUUACGGCGUCGUGUGGUAUUUGAAUCCAUUGCUCUGGGCCCUCGGUUUCGCUGCUAUUCAAGCACUGACCCACCUUUGUGAAGAAAAACUGCCUCCGCGUGUUUCUCAAACUGCGCACUGGCUUGACCUGAAAGUUGUUUUACAACGGAAUGGAAGAUUUCACUUCGCUCUCAUUGGUUUCUCGCAGUUCAUUUUUGGCACCUUGAAUGAGUUUGUGGCAAGUCCUCGCCUCCUGCCGUUGCUCAUGCUGCGACUCUGCUACAACCUGGGUUACGACGAGAGACAGUGGAUGAAAUUCCGUAUGUUGGUCGACGAGUGUUUGAAAUAUGGUGACCCGGCUAUUGACUAUAUUGGAAGGGGGGGAGCUAGAUGGCCAGCGAAGUUCAGAAGAUGGAAUCCAGAGAAUUUAGAAGAACAAGUGAGAAAGAUAGAACAUGGUUUAAGCAAGAAACAGAAAGAGUGUUUAAAAGAUCCUGCAUUUCUUCAAAAUAAACAGUUUACCGAAGAAUUUAAAUCAUACGUGCUUCUUCGCCAUCGUCUUUCGAAAUACAGAGUCCAGGUGUUAGCCUAUGGUCCCUUCACCCCACGGCAGUCGGCGGACCUUAAUUCAACGUUAACGUACAAUGAUUUGCAAAUGAAAAAUGACUUCCCUGAUGAUCCGGCUUUUAUAAUGUUUCUGAAAGAGGUAAGACAGCACUUCGCUGAAAUGGAGUUCAGGUUUGUGGAGGAAUGUAAAUUGAACCGAGUGUUGUUAGCACAGCGAUGACGCAACACAUAAAAAAGCACAUUUUUGAGAAAACCGCUGACGUGAUAGCCUGAUCCUACGUGUUGACAACGAGCGUCGUUCGCUCCCAAUAAAACUCUGGAUUCCAGUUGCCAUUUUCCUUUCUCGCAGGGACAAAUAUCCUCCAUUUUGCGGUACUUUUAACUUUAUUAAACGGCUUUAAGUCAUAAUAUUAUGAAGGGCGUUUUAUACGUCUACAUUGGCCUUUUUAACUUUAUUGAGAAGAAGAGUAUUUUAUAUAACGGAUUUCGCAUGAAUAUACGUAAUCUUCAAAUGUAUAUAGAUCACUGUAGCUUUUU
This is a messenger RNA of Dendronephthya gigantea, 3199 nucleotides long. RefSeq lists its product as uncharacterized. Bases 915 to 2882 code for a protein of 655 amino acids. The transcript is spliced from 11 exons. Lineage: Eukaryota; Metazoa; Cnidaria; Anthozoa; Malacalcyonacea; Nephtheidae. The record is from RefSeq and is a predicted model, not a curated record.